GACCUCCUCUUCCCAUCCUGGUUCCUCUUUCUUCUACAACAAACAGCCCCAGAUCCCAAUACCUCUCUCGACGAUCUGGAAAUACUUGUUCGUCCACGUCCUAUCCGACUCUUCUUUUACCCUUUUACCCUUUUACAACUUGAAACUUUGGAUCCCUCUACAAUACUGCACCUUGCUUUCUACUGAUUACUUGCAAUAUUCAACUAUUUACUUGCUUUGAGUCGCAUAGACUUCUUCGACUUCCGCGACUACACUACUUCACCUUUUACUUUUCAGAUUUUGCAACCCUUCACACUUUGUCUUUACAGCAGAACUCUACCAUCUUUAUCCUCAAUCCAAGCUCUCAAGCUGCUGUUUAACAAAGAACCUAUUAUUCAAGAUAGAAUUACUCAUGAUCUACUAAAUCCACCAGGACUACGGAAUCAUGGAUGUACCUUUGUCCUCUCGGAAUGGAGACGAUUCCUCUAGGCUCGAUCAUAUUGGCCAACAAUCUUCUUAUGCCACCCCUCCAAAGUUUGGUCUCACUUCACACACACAACGUAUCUUAAGCCAUGCUAAACAUCAGCAAGCAAAUGCAGAGUAUGCAGGAUAUCCAGAACUGGUCACAAAGUUGCAAAUUCGCAUUGCUGUUCUCGAAAACGACCUCGCCCAUGCUACAAAAGAUAAAGAUGAAGCUAUCAAGAGCUCCAUCAUCAUCGCGAGAGCAUUGGGUAAUGUUGCCAAUGAUCCGGAGUUAAUUGCGAGAAAGCUACAAAAUCCUGAUGCCAAAGAGCUGGAGGAGUUGAGAGUCGCAGUGCCAAGAUUAAGAAGAGAAAAUGCUAUUCUUUGGGAACGCAUUGAGUCUCGACAGAGUGAUCACAUGGAAAUCAACGGAAGCUUCACCAAUGCUGAUUUUAAAGGCAAGAACGUUGACCGAUUUUCCUCGGAUGAACCCGACUACCAUGACCCAUUCAGACCACGCACAAGACAUCCCGUCAUCGAUGCGGCCAUAAAGAAGAUCAGCGCGCGGGAAGAGUCCAGAUACUCUCAUCACCCAGUCGACUUCAACGAAACAACCCAUAUUCCCAACACAGUCAAUCUUGAGCGAGGUGAAGAUGGUAGCUUAUCGGUUCCGCCCAACUUUCCCAUUCUCCCAAAGAAAAGAACCAUCCACGAUUACAACACCUCCACGCUCGAUGACGUUCUUGCCUCUGAUGAUGAAGAUGAGAAUCCGGUAAUGAAAAUCGAAGAUCAGCUUCUCUUGCAGCAACAGGCUCACGCAAAUUUCAUCAAUGUUCCUACACCUGCUGUUCUCAAAGCCGGUUUUGAGUUAUCUUCAGCAAAGGCUGUGAGGGGUCAUGAUUAUGCCAAUCAAAUUCAGGCUAAUCGCAAUGCCUACUAUGAUAGGUUCAAUACACGCAAUUCCCAUGCUUCAACUCGUUUCCGAUCCCCCGAACUUCCCGAUUUGACGCCAGGAACCACUGUCUGGACAACACCUCAGCAGAGAGAUGGUGAGAUCAUGACUCACAUGGGCGAUUGUGAUCCAAAAAAUCGCAGCAUCCCGGACUAUUUCAGAUACGGAAUCCUUUAUGUUCCUGGGUAUGAAGAUCAUGAUAUUUUGAGGAGUGUCCAUAUUGGGGGUAUUCCGGAGGAUAUGGACCUGAGGGAUGUUCUUGCUAGGGUUAGGGGUGGUAGGAUCUAUUCGGCGGUUCUAUUAAACACAAUGAAGUUGACGGGUAGUAAGUCGGCGUUGGUUACGUUUAUCAAUCAGGAGGACGCCAAAGCUUAUGUUGAGUAUGCGAAUGCUCAUCCUAUUACGCUCAGAGCAACAGAUUCGGAUGCUAAAAAUGUGGCCAAGGCAAUUGUCACACUUAUUCAUACCCCCACAUACCCUUUCUCUCCAGGAAAACUUAAGACGAUCUUUGAGUUCAACCGUACUCGCGUCCUCACGGUACCCAACUUUCCUCCAAACAUUUCUCUUCGAACUCUCGUGUAUGAUCUGAAAAAUAGAAAUGAGUUUAGGGCUAAUAGUUUGCUCGAAUGGUACAUCGAUGAUGAAGGAACUCUCAGAAUGGAAUUUUCCAGUAUGGAUGAAGCUCGGAGUGCUUUUGGUCUUUUAACCAAGUCGAGUGGUUACAGAGAGUUUGUAUUGUUUUUGCAAUUCGAGAAGGAUAAUUGUGAAGGAGACUUGCAGGAAUUGGAGAGAGAACCUGAAAAGAGAAGACCCAUGUUUCCUCAAACAGAACUAGGAGUUAGGAUCGACAGACGUGGAAGUGAAGUUGAGGGAAUGGGCGAUGGUUCGAAAGUGGAUGGAGUUGUUGAUUCGGUUUUGGUGGUGCAGAGAAAGAGAUUGGCGGCAUUGCAGAGACAGCAUGAUCUUAUUCCUAGUUUGAGAGGUUCUGCUUUGAAGGCAGGCUCAUGGGCUGACGAGGUCGAGGAGGAAUUGGGAGAUAGUACAUCUAUUCAAGAUUUUGGCCGUCAAGAUGAACCAACCGGUACUAUCAGACAUCGACCACAACGAGCAGAUUUCAGUACUGAAUCCACACCAACCCUCAUCGGAGCAUCAUCUGACGCCCCAAACAAAGAUGACGACCCUUCUUUCGUUACACCAAAACGCGCACCUCGCAUUAUUAGUGGAAAACAAUGGCUUCUUGAGGUUGCUACUGCUGAAGCUUCUUCUCAGAAUCCAUCUACAUCUACAAUCUCUAACGCAUCGGCACCAACCCCUGUUACACCCACUUCUAACAAUUCUACACCUCGACCCCGUCUCAUUGUCUCAACCACAUCUCUUCCUAAAUCCAUCACCACAAAAUCCUCUUCUCCAAGCUCCGCAGAAUACAGCAUUCAUUCUUUCGCUUCCUCCGCCAUUUCCACUACCAAUGGUGAGAAUACUUCUCUUCCGUUUUCUCAUCUCCAAAAACAAACUCAAGCUCUCCAAAACAAGUCUAGACCUUCAGUUCAAUUCAGCGGUCCCCGCAUCUCCGCCUUUCAACCUGUUCAGUCUGGAGAAUCUCACACCAGUUUUCCGAUCGAACCAGCUGCAUCAACAUCAACCCUACCAAGCGAAAAUCUUCAAGCCCUCCAAACUUUCAAAUCUACAGUUGAAAAUGCAGACACAAAGGUUUACUUCGAUCUCAAUCCUGGAGCUGAUACCGAGAAGGCAAUUCUGGAAAGUGAGGUUGAGAGUGAUUAUGACGUACGUGGAAGUUUGAAUGGAGGAGAGGUUUUGAGGGAGGAAAAGGGAAAGGGAAAGGAAAAUGCAGUCAAGAUCAAUCCGGACGAAAUUGAUCUUGAUGGAGAAUCUGAUACAGAGGAAGAUGAGAAUGAGGGACUGUUUCAAAAGGGAUUGAGUCCCCAAGAUAAAACCCAGAAAUAAUAUCAAGACAGAGACGCAAAUACGAUAUCUAUACUCAUUCAACUGAUAUCGAUGGGAAAAUCAUGGGUUUUACUGCUAUUUUUGCUUCUGGAUCAAAGACUUACAAUGGGAAUGGAGUUACGGGCUGAACUUUCAAUGCUGGUGCUACUAUUAAUACCAAGGGUUUACAAAACUUGAUGGGAGGGUGUUUUCUAUUUCUGCGAUGGGAUAAUCUAUUUCACAAAUGUUUGCUGGGAUAGGUGUUGCACGCGCUGCGUUUAAAUAAUUCUGCAUUGAAAGCGUGAAGCUCUUCUGGAUUCUAAGAUCUCUUUAUUUCUUUUACCUUUUUUUUUCAUUCCGGGUUAUCGAGGGAGAUUUGAGUGAGUAGCUUAAUUCACCGAUCUAUCUAUCUAUCUUUCCCACAUAGACAAAUAGAUAGAUUGGUUACAUUCAUACAUCUCUACCUCCAUCUCGAAUCACCCAGCAGAUAGCAAGAAGAAAAAUCAAAGCAAAGCAAAGCAAAAUACACAUACUCCAAUCUUUCGAGAUAGAAACCAAACCAUCAAACGCGGAAUUCACAUGAGUCCAUGCACACACAGACGCCGUUAGCGAGAGCAAUUUCCCAAGCGAACGAGUUAUUCCGAGGUCAGAUGGAGCUUUCCAUAUCUAUCUAGAUAGCUUUCUUAGGUUAAUUAAUAUUUACUUGCCCUGACUGGUAUUA
Messenger RNA from Botrytis cinerea B05.10, 4055 nucleotides. RefSeq lists its product as hypothetical. The record is from RefSeq and is a predicted model, not a curated record. Gene Ontology annotation, molecular function: nucleic acid binding. The transcript has a single exon. Bases 425 to 3355 code for a protein of 976 amino acids. Lineage: Eukaryota; Fungi; Ascomycota; Leotiomycetes; Helotiales; Sclerotiniaceae.